AAAGGAUUUAAUUCGGCAUCAGUCAAUUCUCUCAGUCGCAAAACUGUAUAACUGUGAAGUUUGUGGAAAAACAUUUACAAGCAGUACUUUGUUAACUAGCCACAAAGAUAUCCACACUGGAGAAAAAUUAUACCAAUGUUAUAUCUGUGAUGAAAAGUUUUCAACAAAGGACAAUUUGUCAUCUCACACAUGUAUUCAAACAGCAGAAAGGCCAUACUGUUGUGAUAUCUGUGGUAAAACAUUUUGUAGAAGUGGUCAGUUGUCUUCUCAUAAAUAUAUUCAUUCAAGAGAGAGACCAUACCAUUGUGAUAUCUGUGGUCAAAGAUUUUCUAGAAGUGGUCAUUUGAUUAACCACAAACGCAUCCACACUGGAGAAAGGCCAUACAACUGUGAUAUUUGUGGUAAAAAAUUUUCUAGAAUUAGUGAAUUAUCUUCCCACAAACAUAUUCAUUUGGGUGAAAGGCAAUACCGCUGUCAUAUCUGUGAUAAAAUAUUUUCUAAAAGUACUGAUUUGUCUUCUCAUAAGCAUAUUCACUCAGGAGGACGAAUAUACCACUGUGACAUCUGUGAUACAACAUUCUCUCAAG
Messenger RNA from Octopus bimaculoides (California two-spot octopus), 587 nucleotides. RefSeq lists its product as uncharacterized. Gene Ontology annotation, cellular component: nucleus. Gene Ontology annotation, molecular function: DNA-binding transcription factor activity, RNA polymerase II-specific; RNA polymerase II cis-regulatory region sequence-specific DNA binding. The record is from RefSeq and is a predicted model, not a curated record. Lineage: Eukaryota; Metazoa; Mollusca; Cephalopoda; Octopoda; Octopodidae. Gene Ontology annotation, biological process: regulation of transcription by RNA polymerase II.